Phytophthora sojae is the source of this 573-nucleotide messenger RNA. RefSeq lists its product as hypothetical. The transcript has a single exon. NCBI's taxonomy places the organism in Eukaryota, Oomycota, Peronosporomycetes, Peronosporales, Peronosporaceae. Bases 1 to 573 code for a protein of 190 amino acids. The record is from RefSeq and is a predicted model, not a curated record.
AUGACUAGCGGCGAGAUAUUUAGUAUUAGCCAGAGAAUAGCAGCUGAGCGAGAGGCCAAGAAACGGUAUAAACAGCUCAAAGCUCAAGCUAGAGUCGCGAAGGCAAAGGAACGAGGGCAGAAGAAGGUAGAGAAGAUGGUUGCGGAUGCUUUAAAAGAGCGUGAUAGAAGAGAAGCGCAUCGCGGAUGCCCAAGCAAAAGAAGAGAAGCGACUUGCUGUAGCACAAGCAAACCAAAGUUGAUCGCUGCGGAGAUGAAAAGGCGUCUGGCUGCAGAAGCGAACGAGGAGAAUCGGCUUGCUGCAGCUCAAGAGAAAGAGAAAACGAAACGUGCUACCGCCGAAGCAAAGGAAGCGAAGCUGCUUGCAGCAGCUCAGGUGAAGGAGCUAAAAAGUCGUACCGCCGCCGAGACGAAGGAGAAGAAACGACGUAUCGCCGCAGCAGCGAAGAAGGACAAGAUGUUGAACAAGAAGCAGCUAUCCGAAGCCAAGCGUGAGCAACCAAGUGAGAGUGUCAUGUUGAAGCUCACAUCUGGUGAUUCCCAUACAAAUACCCUGUAUCAGAUUACGCUCUGA